AUGACUACUAUUCCUGUAGCUCCAUUUGCUCGUGCUGAACUCACCUGUAUAUCUGAUACCUCAACCUAUGAUGACAUUGAUAAUUUAUCUCCGGCAUCAACGUCGACAUUAGUGUCGAACAAGUCAUUGACACCUAGUCCUGUCAUCAUUAAUAGUAGUAGUAGUAAUAAUACUAAAUAUCCAACGCCAAAUAGUAACAAGCUUGGUAAUGGUGCGGCAAAAAGUGUAAAGAAAUUUUAA
This is a messenger RNA of Trichobilharzia regenti, 240 nucleotides long. NCBI's taxonomy places the organism in Eukaryota, Metazoa, Platyhelminthes, Trematoda, Strigeidida, Schistosomatidae. The record is from the annotation of a GenBank genome assembly.